Messenger RNA from Pongo pygmaeus (Bornean orangutan), 6967 nucleotides. Its product is annotated as nuclear pore complex-interacting protein family member A7. The transcript is spliced from 11 exons. Bases 1254 to 3212 code for a protein of 652 amino acids. NCBI's taxonomy places the organism in Eukaryota, Metazoa, Chordata, Mammalia, Primates, Hominidae. The record is from RefSeq and is a predicted model, not a curated record.
CCAGGCUGGAGUGCAGUGGCAAGAUCUCAGCUCACUGCAGCCUCCGCUUCUGGGGUUCAAGCAAUUGUCCUGCGUCAGCCUCCUGAGUAGCUGGGAUUACAAGCGCAGACCACCACGCCUGGCUAAUUUUUGUAUUUUUAGUAUAGACGGGGUUUCACCAUGUUCGCCAGGAUAGUCUCUAUCUCUCAACCUCGUGAUCCGCCUGCCUCAGCCUCCCAAAGUGCUGGGAUUACAGGCGUGAGCCACCGCGCCCGGCCAAAAUAUAUAACCUUAAGUGUAAGUUUACUAAUUUUGGAAAGUACGUACACCAGCAUAACCCAACCCCCAUUCAAGAUCUACAUUAUUUUAUUUUUAUUAUUUUUAUUUUUAUUUUAUUAUUAUUAUUAUUUUGAGACAGAGUUUCUCCCUUGUUGCCCAGGCUGGAGUGCAAUGGCACAAUAUCCCUUGUUGCCCAUUGGGGUGCAGUGGCACAAUAUCAGCUGACCGCAACCUCUGCCUCCCAGGUUCGAGCAAUUCUCCUGCCUCAGCCUCCCGAGUGGCUGGGAUUACAGCCGUGUGCCACCACGGCCAGCUAAUUUUGUAUUUUUAGUAGAGAUAGGGUUUCUCCAUGUUUGACCUUGAGGAACCCUGGGAGCUCAGGAAGGAAGGAGUGCCCAGAAGCAGGGACAGGGAGCUGGUUGGGGAGGACCAGAAAUCAGGUUUGUGAAGGUUCCAGAGAGGACCUGUCCUUGGGAGGAGCGUGGGGGGCUGAGAUGGGGGAGGGGGCGUUGGAAUGGCGGGGCGCACGCGGACCAUCCAUUGUGAGGCAGCACCACCGGCAUCAGGGAUUGGUGGAGAGGGAGUAUAAAAUCCUAGGGUUGCUAAGAGACGGCCCAGACCGAAGAAGGUUUGGCAGUUGGGCGGAAAGCAGAACCUUGGUCUCCAUCUAACUGCUCCUAAGCCUUACGCUCCCUUGCCCUGCACGUCCUGUUGGUACUGAUUGACCUUCUCUGUGACCUGUAGCUAAACCUUCCACCAGCGCUUGAGAACUUAAUUUGAACCGGAUCCUUUCCCAGACCCCUUUCUCCUCCUCCUCCUCCUCCUCUUCCACCUCCAGGUGCCCAACAGCCCCCUUCUCUUCCUUUCCCUUCCCUUCCCUCCCCUCCCCUCCCCCUUCCCUCUGCCUCCCUGUCCCCUUCCCCUUCCCUCCCCCCGCCCUAAGCCACCCCUGCCUCUUUCCUGGCUGCCUCAGGGCGCCCUGAGAGGACCAGGACAUGCCAGUGUGGUGGCUGCUCUUUUGGCUCCUCCUGCUGGGAUUUAUCAGCCAUCACCCCACCUAUGUUAUCAAUUCUGUGCCUGAUGAUUUUCAUCCUGGGACUGACUUUUGUGGAAUUCCUUGGAUAGUUAUCAUUAUUGUGUUUCUGGGAAUUUCUACACUUGCCAUUUUCCUCUGGAAAACUAGCCUUUGUGUGUCUUUCCUCAAGACUGUCUUAAAGUCACAAAAUGUACAUGACGGAUCCAAGGAUGUACAGCGGAAAGCCUGGAGGUGCAAUAGCCGUAGCCGGGAAGGAAUUAAAAUUGGCCUGGAAGACCUCUUUACUUCAUGGAGACAUAUGGAAGCCAAAGUUCGAGCUGAAGUCCAUAAGGUGACAAGGAAGGUCAACAGUCAUUACAAAAUCAAUGGACAGAGGAAGACUGCCAAGGAAGAGAAACAAAAUAUGAAAGAAUGUGAGCAAGCAGAAAACAGGAGGCAGCUAUCAGAGGCAGAGGAGAAUGGGAAAUUGGAUAUGAAAGAAAUACACACCUACCUGAAACUGUUUCAACGCAUGCAAGAGUUGCGGCGGCGGGCAGAGGACUACUACAGAUGCAAAAUCGCCCCUUCUGCAAGAAAGCCUCUUGCCAACUCACUCUGUGCUCAAGCCUUGCAAAGGGGGAUGGCAGAGAGGAAGGCUGCCUACAAGCAGCACAGGUGUGAAAUGAGGCAAAAGCAGAGAGUGCCAGAGAGACACAUGAGUCAGGAGCCAGUCCAGGGACGACCGGGCCUAGAGAAACCUUUCCGGAGGGAUUCAGGACCUCAUUCGGUUCCCAUGAGGAAUAGCAGCGGCGUCCAAGCUGAAAACACAGAGAAGACAAAGGUCAGGAUGGCGGCAGUGGAGCACCAUCAUUCCUCAGGAUUGCCCUACUGGCCCUACCUCAUGGCUGAAACUUUAAGAAAAAGGAUGGGCCACAAGCUACCUCCUCCAACUCAGUGUUAUCUGAGAGGUCAACCACGUCCAUCAGUUAAAGGGUGUCUGAGACCUCUGAGUCUUUCUCGACUACAGUGUCCACUAGGACCUCAACCACAUUCUACAACUGAUGAUUUUCUGAGAAGAGAGACACCUCAAGACGAGUGUGCCCUGGGACCUGAACCACUUCCUCGAGCUGAUGAUUUUCCGAGACUCAAGACACCUCCCAAGGGUCUUUUCAUACCAAUUUCCCUUUCUCCAGUUGAUGAUUCGCUGAGACUCAAGAUACCUCCCGAGUGUCUUCUGGUACUCCUUCCACCUUCUCCAGUUGAUGAUUUUCUGAGACCACAAACACCUCCCGUCCAGUGUCACCUGAGACCUGUACCAUUUCAUCGAGCUGAUGAUAUCAGGAGACUCAAGAAACCUCCUGACUGUUUUUUCGCACCCCUUCCACCUUCUCCAAUUGAUGAUUUUCUGACACCACAGACACCUCCGGUCGAGUGUCACCUGGGACCUCUACCGUUUCCUCGAGCUGAUGAUUUUAGGAGACUCAAGACACCUCCCGACUGUUUUUUUGUACCUCUUCCAUCUUCUCCAGUAGAUGAUUCUCUGAGCCUCCAGACAGCGCCUGAGUGUCUUCUGGCACCUCUUCCACCUUCUCCGGUUGAUGACUUUGUGAGACCACAGACAGCUGCCGUCCACUCUCGCCUGCGACCUGGACCAUUUUCUAAAGCUCAUGAUAUUCGGAGACUCAAGACUCCUCCCGACUGUCAUUUCGAACCUCUUCCACCUCCUCCAGUUGAUGAUUAUCUGAGCCUCAAGAUACCCCUCGAGUGUCUUCUGGUACCUCUUCCACCUUCUCCAGUUGAUUUUCUGACAGCACCGAUACCUCCUGUCCACUCUCACCUGGGACCUGGACCAUUUUCUCAAUCUGAUCAUUUUCCGAGACUCGAGACACCUCCCAAGUGUUUUCCAUACCUCUUCCACCUUCUCCAGUCGAUUCUGUGAGCCUCAGGAUACCUCCUGAGUGUCCUCUGGUACCUCUUCCACCUUCUGCAGUUGAUGAUUUACUGACACCAGACUCCUCCUGUCCACUGUCACCUGGGACCUGUACCAUUUCCUCGAGCUGAUGAUUUUAGUUGAAACAAGAUACCUCCCGACUGUUUUUUCAUACCUCUUCCACCUUCUCCAGUUGAUGAUUCUCUGAGCCUCAAGACACCUCCCGAGUGUCUUCUGCUACCUCUUCCACCUUCUCCAGUUCAUGAUAUUCUCAGACCACAAACACGUCCUGUCAACUCUCGCCUGGGACCUGGUCCAUUUUCUCAAGCUGAUGAUUUUCCGAGACUGAAGACACCCCCUGAGUGUCUUUUCAUACCUCUUCCACCUUCUCCAGUUGAUGAUUCUCUAAGCCUCAAGAUACCUCUCGAGUGUCUUCUGGUACCUAUUCCACCUUCUCCAGUUGAUGAUAUUUUCAGACCACAGACACGUCCCAUCCACUGUCGCCUGGGACCUGGUCCGUUUUCUCAAGCUGAUGAUUUUCUGAGACUGAAGACACCCCCACCGAGUGUCUUUUCAUACCUCUUCCACCUUCUCCAGUUGAUGAUUCUCUCAACCUCAAGACACCUCCCGAGUGUCUUCUGGUACCUCUCCACCUUCUCCAGUUGAUGAUUUUCUGAGAGCAUAGACACCUCCCAUCAACUGUCCCCUGGGACCACGAUCAUUUUCUCCAGCUGAUGAUUUUCUGAGAUUGCAGACACCUCCUGAGCAUCUUCUCAUACCUUUUCCACCUUCUCCAGGUGAUGAUUUUCUGGGACCACAGACACCUCCUAUCAAGUGUCGCCUAGGACCGGUACCAUUUUCUCCAGCUGAUGAUUUUCUCAGACUCAAGACACUUCUCAAGUGUCUUUUGGUUCCUCUUCCACAUUCUCCAGUUGAUGAUUUUCUGAGACCACAGACAUGUCCCCUCGAAUGUCUUCUGGCACCUCAACCACCGUCUCCAGCGGAUGAUUUUCUGAGACCGCAGACACCUGCAGUUGACUUUCCCUUGGGACUCCUACCAUUUUCUCAAGCUGAUGAUUUUCUGGCAUCACAGACACCUCCCCUCAAGUGUCUUCUGGUACCUUUUCUUCCUCUCUAGUUGAUGAUUUUUUGAGAUGACUGACAUUUCCAGUCUCAUGUCCCCUGGGACCUGUACCAUUUUUCUCUAGUUGAUUAUUUUCUCUCUGUUUUGUUGUUAUUGUUUUUAUUUUUUUGUUUUAGUUAAAAUACAUAAUUCUUUUAUUUCAUAAUGCAGUAAAAGAAACUAUCAUCACAUGCACAGAAGACUAGGAAAAGGGAAACUACUUACUUCUGAAAAUCCAGUAAUGUAAACCUAUUUCUACUUGUCCAUAGUACAUGAAAGUAAUGUUUAACAUGUUUUGAAUUAAAUUUUACCUGUGGGGCUAUACAGUGUAAUUCUCAGGAGUAAUAGUUUCAUUCAUUUCCAGGUUAGAUUACUGUAUGAUUCAUUAACACAAGGCACAGUAGCCAUCUUUGUCAUUAUGUUGCAACACUCAUCACGUGCCUCUCUAAAAUGGCUGAUUUAACAAGAUGAUGGCAACACGAAGGGGAGACUUUGGAUUGUCUAUUGAAAAUCUAGGCAAUAAGUAAUUAAUAAAAACUCUAUCUGAAGUGUACUUUCACAUACUUUCUGUUUAUAAUAAACAACAAACUUCCUAACUUUGUUGCAAUAGGCUUGACUACCAUUUCAUUUUGCCAAAUGCACUUUCCCCAGUAAACUUAAAAUAACAACAAGAACAAAAAUCCUUGUCCUUUCAUAUACUAAGAAAGAGGACCAGCCACUGAAACAGUUCAUUGCAAGACGCACGAAGACGACAUACUGUGGCAUGAGUUAUUUUUAAUUUGUUAUGCUGUUACUAAAGUUCUGAGGGCUGCAGUUAAAACAUUCCAAUUUCUCCCUUCCGUCUUUAUUGAUUCUCGAGGUUUUGCACAGAAAACUCUUUGGGGGCUAGAACAGCAGUAAUUGCAUCACACUGUUUUAAAGACUUCAAGUUUCAAAAGCAAAUCUUUAAAAAAUAUGUACACAGUUCCUGAUUUGAUUUAGAUACAGGGACAAAAAAGUAGCACAUGCUUGAAGGUUACAUUGUCUACAAAUAGUGGCAAUAUUUUCCUUGGGAGAGUAGUUCUCUUGGCAUAUAUUUUUUAAAUACUCAAAAGGCUCAACCUCAAGCAGUAAUAAACUCAAGCAAAAGUGAUUUUACCCUUAAAAUAAAUAUUCAGAAAAACCUCUCUGUACAUACAAGCGAAAAAAUUUGUAACGCUUUCACACAAAAAAUAUUAUAAUAAUAAUAAAGGAUUUGUUCAUAUAUGUAGCUGAAAUGUGCUGUUCCAACCCUCAUGUCCCCAAUAAAGAAGCGAGGCACAGACACAGGUGACUACUGUGGUUCUCUGUCUUACAGUCUUUUUGUACUGGGACACUAUCUCCACCAAAAAUUUAUCCCCGUUGUUAUAUUUUUUUAAGGUUUUAAAUUUUUUUCUUCCUUUUUUUAUUUCAUUUUGUUUUGUUUUACAGCAUGCCAAAUCCUUUGGCAUAUGUGAUGGCCUUCAACAAUCUCUCUUUAAGUUUUUCCUUCCUUGAAUAUUCCGGAAGUAAAAGCACAUUAAAGCAAGUAUGAGAUGUAGGUAACCAUUCUUGUCUGGGCCAUUUUUGGGUAUAAUCAUCUUUAAUUUUCCUAGUCCUCCCGCAGGUGCUCUGUCUGUGCCCAUUUUAAACUGCAAGAAGAGUCUUUUAUGUUUGUCUGUAAAUGAAUUAACAAUUUCCCAGAACUUCCUAAUCAGAUCAGAGUCCCUGGUAUAGACACUGUCAUAUUCUGUAGUUUCUUCUAGUGCUUGGAAAUGUAGAUUCUGGUUUCCACAUAUAAACAAUUCAAUUUCUUCUGUUCUGAGUAAGUACUUUAAGGGAGAUUCACUGGUCACCAUAUGAAAACCUCUCCGAAAAGCCUUGAACUGUUUUUCUACUGAUUUAUUGAGAAUGUAGUCAGAAUAAAGAUUAACAAAUUCCUUCCUGUUUUCAUUUGUCAUUGGAAUUUUAUCACCAUUUUCCUUUGGUCAUACAUCAUUGAGUUACCAAAACUGUCUGUGAUAUCUGGAAAGUGCUCAUCAUGUCAUCUUCCACAUUCCCUUCAUAAUCCAAUAAAUCUUUAAAACUCUGAUAUAGAACUGGGUGAGAGUCUCCCAAGUCAUGAAAAGUUCCUUCUUUCCCCAUUAGCUUCUUGUAGACAACCAUGGGAAAAUGUACAUCCAGUAUACAGUUAUUGUAAAUAGCCAGACCCAGUACUAUGCCAAUCAGAGUAAACUGACCCUCAGUUUCAAGAGAAGAUGGAUUAAACCAAAACAAUUCUGUAGAUUCAUCGUAUGUGAACAUACCAGUAUCUGGAUUGAAGAUUUCCUCCACAAUCAGCUGAAAAAAUUCUUUGGAAACACCUCCCUCAUCAACUCCUUGUUCUCAUUCAAAUUCCACAUACAACUGCUUCUUCCAGUCUGCAGGAUUUUCCAUCACGAUCAGCUCUAGCCAGACAAGUGCAUCAUCUAUGAUAUGGUCACAUCUAACUUUGAGUCUCAAAUAUGGAUUCAACUGCUGUCCUUGAACUAAGCUGUAGAGAAUAGUGAGUCUUUGUUCACUGUACAUGUGAAUUCUAUUGUCAUAAUAUAAUCCCGAAUUCUUUGUGACAGCAUUCAAUAUAAAGGGACAUGUCAUAAAAGAA